AUGGAGAAGUUCAGCGCGUACAGGGACCCAGGAACGGGCAUUCAGCCCUUUUUGACACCAGUGCCACCUGUGGGGUCUGAAUUCCUCGGGAAACUAACCCUGCCCAUUCGCUAUGUCUUGGGAACUAUCAGGACCGCCUCAAUCCUAGUCCUAACAGUUGCCUAUCUGGUUGUGGCCCGCGGAGUCAGCCUAGUUCUCCUCCCUAUACCUCCUUUAUACCGUUUCGUUGAAUAUCUGCUGAUGUUUCUGUUGGGAAGGAGUGUGCUUUUCAUUCUGGGUUUAGUGUGGAUCUCACCGGAACAAUUCAACCGCAAAAGAGGGAAGGGCCCCAAACUUGCGGAAUCAUGGGAUCCAAAGGCUGGCGACAUCAUCGUGUCCAACUGGGCUUCAUGGAUAGAGGUCCUUUGGCUCGCAAUAAGAUUCAACCCUAUUUUCGUGAUUCCGGUCCCUGAAUCGGUCCCAGAGCACCCCGAGCGCUCUCGUUCAUCGACGCCCAUCACCCACACUCCAGGACGCCGCACAGGCACUGGUUCUGCAAACAUACAAACUGCGAAUCGAGCCCCUGUUACCCGCAUUGCUAUUCGCGGAUUCCAGCAGGCUUCCUUGCUGAAAAUGAUAUCGAUUACUGGACAUGCUCCUCCGUUUGGCAAUAACUUGCCGGGAUCGCCUGCAUUCAGUCUCGAGGAAAUCAGAAAGAAAUCUGCAAAACCCAUCGUUGUAUUCCCCGAGUGUACUACAAGUAACGGGCGGGGUCUUCUUCGUUUCGCCGAUGUCUUUCGUCAAAACGUGCCCGUCAAGGGUUAUCAAGUGUUUGUAAUGUGUGUCAGAUACGAUCCUCCCACAGCUGUCGCCCCUAGCUUGACUUAUUCGGUACCCGCGAAGACCCUGGGCCCACUUUCACACCUCUUCACCCUUGCUGCAUCGUUAUCAGCCCCGCAAAUAACAAUUCGUCUCCUCGCCCCUUCGGAAUCUCCGGGGUCACAGUUGUUUAUUUCCAGUGAACUACUCUCAGACUAUGUGGGAGAAGACGCGCUUUCUGAGACUUGCGCCAGCCUCAUUGCACAGAUAGGCAAAUUGAAACGUACAGGGAUGGGUUGGGAGGAGAAGAGCAACUUCUUGGAAUUUUACAGAAGCAAAUGA
Messenger RNA from Cyclocybe aegerita, 1140 nucleotides. The record is from the annotation of a GenBank genome assembly. Lineage: Eukaryota; Fungi; Basidiomycota; Agaricomycetes; Agaricales; Hemipholiotaceae.